AGGACAUGUAUACCUCUGAGAAACCUUCUCCAACAAGAUACCUUGCUUCAAGACCUGUCUUGGGUUAUAUGCAAAGAAGUUUCCAGUCAUGAGUGCAGAUGCUGAGCAGGAUGCUGCUAUCAAACUUGCCCAAGAGCGAGCAGAGAUAGUUGCCAAGUAUGACAGAGGACGGGAGGGUGCACAGAUUGAACCGUGGGAAGAUGCUGACUAUCAUCUUUACAAAGUCACAGAUAGAUUUGGGUUUCUACAUCCAGAGGAGCUUCCUGUCCAUGAUGUAGCGAUAGAAAAGCAAAAGCACCUUGAAAUCGAAAGAACUACAAAAUGGCUUAAGAUGCUGAAAAGCUGGGAAAAAUACAAGAAUAGUGAAAAGUUUCAUAGGAGAAUUUAUAAAGGAAUCCCACUGCAGUUCAGAGGGCAAGUCUGGUCUUUACUACUUGACGUCCCUAAAAUGAAAGAAGAAAUGAAAGACUUUUAUAAUAAAUUGAAGUGUCAAGCACGAGGGUCUUCACCAGAUAUUAGGCAAAUUGAUCUUGAUGUAAAUCGAACAUAUAGAGAUCAUAUCAUGUUUCGAGACAGAUACGGUGUUAAGCAACAAUCUUUAUUCCAUGUUUUAGCUGCAUAUUCCAUAUAUAAUACGGAAGUUGGAUACUGUCAGGGAAUGAGCCAGAUCACAGCUUUACUCCUUAUGUACAUGAAUGAAGAAGAUGCCUUCUGGGCCUUGGUGAAACUUCUCUCUGGUCCAAAGCAUGCUAUGCAUGGUUUUUUUAUUCCUGGUUUUCCAAAACUGUUGAGGUUUCAAGAACAUCAUGACAAAAUACUCAAAAAAUUUUUAUCCAAACUUAAGCAGCACUUGGACUCCCAGGAUAUGUCCACUAGCUUUUACACAACAAAGUGGUUUUUCCAGUGUUUCCUUGAUCGUACUCCCUUUACAUUAAGCCUUAGGAUAUGGGAUAUCUACAUACUUGAAGGAGAGCGGAUUCUCACUGCUAUGUCUUACACAAUUCUGAAACUACACAGAAAGCAUUUGAUGAAAUUACAAAUGGAAGAGCUUGUGGAAUUUCUACAGGAGUCUUUAGCCAAGGAUUUCUUCUAUGAAGAUGACUUCGUAAUAGACCAGCUCCAAAAUUCUAUAUCAGAAUUGAAACGAGCAAAGCUGGAUUUACCGGCGGCUGGUAAAGAAGAUGAAUUUCCAAAGAAGCCAUUGGGGCAGAUUCCAUCAGUACCUCAGCCUGCUAUAGUUAACUCCACUCCAAUGCUUAAUGGACAGAACAACACUGGUACACAGACAAGAAGGACAGAGAGGAGACCAUCCGCAGAAGAAGAACCGGAAAGUUCACCAAAUAACCGAAAAAGAAUUAAUUCACUGGAAAAGAAACCUUCCUUAAAACAGCAGAAGACUCGACCAAUAGACACACAAAGUAGUAUAUCUAAGAAUGAGGUAGAUACCAGAAGAAAGCCUCCGCCAACAGAGCAAGACAACUCGAGACAGUAUAAUAAUGCAGCUGCUAAUCAAAAUUCUAAUGCUACUUCAAAUACAAGAAGGGAAUUUGUACCUAAGUGGAAUAAACCAUCUGAUAUCAAAAUAAUUGAAAAGACAAUGAAACUUACUGCAGAGGCGAAAGGAAGGCAAAUAAACCAUUCGGUUUCGGGCCCACCACCAAGUCCUGGAGAAACGCAGCCUUUGAAUGUGAAGCAGAAGAUGAGGGUUUUGGAUGCUGAUGAAGGUAAGCGAGGGUCUAAUGCAUCUCAGUAUGACAAUGUUCCAGAAGUUGAGAAUGAGAAUGAGAAUCUUGUUGAAGAAAUGCUUGAGAGAGCUCAUCCACAGAGUCCUAGGCAUGUAACAUACUCUAAUAGUCCAAGAAAGCAAAACGAAAAAAUACCAACUCCAUUUAAAAUACCCAAUAAUUAUGCCUUCACUUCGCAACCCAGAUCUCCAAAAUAUUCAUCGCAAUCUGAUGGACCACCUCACGGACUGAAUGUAAAACAGCCACUGCCAUGUUAUAGUAAUCCACCCACUUACCAUGGAAAUUCUCCAAAGCAUGUUUCCAGUAUAGGCAACACAAGUUCUGUACCUCUGCAUUAUCAUGGGAAUCGAACCAGCCCUUCUGGUAGGCCAUAUGGUUCUUUCGUUUCAGUAGAUUAUUCUCCGGAUAAACUACAAAUGAAUUCCUAUCCUCCCAGUCGCCAAAAUCCUCUUUCACCGACCCCUGGUCAGAUAGAAGUAGCCCCUGUCGAUGCUUAUACCAGCAACUCAAGGUCCCCCACAGGUGUCAAAUUCAUAAUCCCUCCAGUGGAUUAUUUACCAGAAGAUAGAAAGUGGCCAGAUGCUCCGUAUAUUUACAGACAUGAACCCUACAGGCAGCCCUGGAGCCAAGACGUUAACAAAGGCCACUUGGACAAUUUCCAGAAAUACCAGCAUUUUCAGUCAACACCUUUUCAAGACCACGGUCUUCCUGCUGUUUCUGUGGAUAGUCCAAUAAGAUACAGGACUUCACCAGCCUUUGAAGAGCAUGGUUCACCACAAUACCAAUAUUCAAACCCGUCAGCUCAAGCCCAGCACUAUCGAAAUAGAAAUGAUGGAUUGUCUAUGCAUGAAUCUGUGCUUCUCUGAGAAUCUCUCUAUACUUAGUAAAAUGGCAAGAACCAAAAGCAGUUAAACAUUACCGCGUUAGUAGCAGUCCACAUCAGUUCUUCUGUGAAAUGCAGACAGCUCACGAGUCUCAAAAAUAACAACACUAUUUCAAAGAUGUUUCAAGCUUUCACUGAAGGCUAGUUGAGUUCUUAGACUUGCAUUGAAGCUAUUGAAAGUGAUCUGAUGCACAUAGACAUAGCAAUAAGAUCAUAUAUACAAUGUGGUUAAUACUGUCAUUGUUCCUUACAUUUAAAUAACUCGUGUUACAAUCUUUCUGCCUAAAACCUGUAACACAUUUACAAGUUUUAUUUUGACUGACAUUGUUAAUGCACUGUAUAGAGAUGUGUGUGUGCGCGCGCACGUGUGAGUGUGCACUUACAAUACACAAACGCAUAUGGAAAAGAGCUAAAGAGUUUAAAUGUAAAUGCGUUUAACUUUGGGCAAAGCUUGUGAAGUACUUUUGUUUCAUAUUAAUUUUUCUUUGUAAUUUAUUUGAGAAGCCAUUCAUUUUGAAUGGGAGUUUCUGUCGUUUUUAUACAGCUGCCUCAGCAUCCCAGUAUCUGUUCUGGGCAGGAGAGAUGCUUUGGGAUUAUUAAUUUAAUCUUAUGUGAGAGUUAAUUUCCUCUCCUUUGACUACUGUUUGUCAUUUUCCUCAGCAAGAAGGAGCAGGCAGGCAAAAGCAGAAAGCCAAAAUGUCUCUCUAAUCUGGCUAAGAAAUGGUGCUUAAAAUUCAGGGCAGUGUUUAGUUUUUUAGGUGCAUCGAAAGUGGAGAAUUUUUACCUUCUCGCCCAAACCUACCUUCAGAAUGUUGUCCUAUAUGCAAAAUAUUGGAGCACAGCGAGAGUAAUGCCAGAUACAGAAAUGGUGCUGCACUCUUCUCUUUUUGCCAUGCUGUGCUGUCAAACUAACCAGACUGGUUGCAGGGCCAAAUCUCACCAGUAUCAGAGAAUGAGCAGCUCCUCGACACUCUCGUGAAGUAUACACAGGAGUCUGAGAUUUGGUCGAGGCUUGACAUUCUCUGAGCUGUGUGAGUAUGCAGUGUCCCUUCUCUUAAGCUUUGUCACGUCAAUUCCAUUUUGUUUCACCCUUUUUUACCCCAAAGAGCUGGUAGGGUCGUGUCUGUGAUUGGGCAUGUGCUGCUGUGCCGUCAGGCUGCUGAGAGAUUGUGUGGUGUUUUACACUAAAAUGAUCCUGACUGUUAAAUGGAAGCUUAGACUCCUGGUAACAUAAGUAUUUUUAAUUAGUGUUUGCAGCCUUUUCUACUCUGUGUUUUCCUUUCCUUGACUGUGAAUUGGGGGUGAAAAAAAAGAGCAGGUUAAGUGGCACAUGUAGGCUACAGUCCUGCGAGCUGCUGGGUGCCGGGUGGUGCGUUCCGACUGCGCUGACCUCUCACUGGAACCUGUGGGAGUUGAGGCGGAUAAGGAUCUCGCCAGAAGAGGUCCUUGGAGUGCUUAACAGAGAGAUUUUCCUAAUACUUAAGUACCAAACAGUGGUUUCAACACCAGUUUUGGAUGGUUUGGAAAGUUGUCCUGUUAUCUUUUGUUUUAUAAGAUUUGUUAACUGAAAACAUAGAAAUGGAUUUUUUAUUUUUUUUCGUUUAAAGAAUGAGCUUUAGUGCCUAUAAUUGCUGCAGGUUGGCUCUGUAAGUUUUAAGGUACAGAAGUAAAACAAUUUUUACAAAUGGAAGUAACAUUUACUUAGUAUAUUUCAAAAACUUUUUUUUGUGUAUAUAAUGUGUCUGAUGUAAUUUUUAAUGAACUGGGCAAUUUUAUAUUUUAAAAAUUGCAAACUGCAGCAAAGUAACAGUAGCAAAGCACUACACUGAAAUUCUAAACUAAAAUUGUGAAGAUAAAUAUGACAUGGGCUUACCUUAGUUCUGAUUGCUUACAGCAGCUUAGAAAUGUAUGUAUAUAAUAUUGUGGCUAAGUGUAAUAAUCUCGGUGUUUAACGAUGGUUCUGUAAUUCAUAACAAAGCUGUACAAUUUAUUUGUGCAAGCAACACAAGGCUCCAAAAUAUGUAUCAGCAUUAGUAAAUACUGUAGAUUUUUAUAUAUAAAAUAUAUACACACUAUUUUCUUAUGUCAUCUGCAACAGUUUUAUAACUGUGUAUCCUAUUUUGAUGUGACUGUAUUUUUAACAUGUUAAAAUAAUAAUAAUUAAGCUU
Charadrius vociferus (killdeer) is the source of this 4796-nucleotide messenger RNA. It is a transcript of the gene USP6NL, whose product is annotated as USP6 N-terminal like. The transcript is spliced from 14 exons. Lineage: Eukaryota; Metazoa; Chordata; Aves; Charadriiformes; Charadriidae. The record is from RefSeq and is a predicted model, not a curated record. Bases 89 to 2611 code for a protein of 840 amino acids.